Messenger RNA from Myiozetetes cayanensis, 1783 nucleotides. Its product is annotated as maestro heat-like repeat-containing protein family member 6. Gene Ontology annotation, cellular component: cytoplasm. The coding region runs from base 1 to 1614 and encodes 537 amino acids. Lineage: Eukaryota; Metazoa; Chordata; Aves; Passeriformes; Tyrannidae. The transcript is spliced from 12 exons. The record is from RefSeq and is a predicted model, not a curated record.
AUGGACCUCAUGAGGGUGACUGAUGCACACCCUACUGAUGUUGUGGUGACUCUCCUGCGCUGUGCCCCAUCGUGUGACAGAGCUGCUGCCAGCAUGUGGAGGACCAUCGCCUCCUCGGGAAUGACACUUGAAAAGGUGCUGCCAAAGCUGCUGUCUGUGAUGGAGGACUGGCCAGUGCACAGCAUGUGCACUUCCGAUGGGGACAAAACUGAUGUCUUUGCCCUGGCUGCAACCAGGGUGAUUUGGGAGAUUCUCCGCCUGCCCUGGUGCCCAGAGCCAGUGCUGAAAUAUUUCCCUCGCCUUCUUGUGGAUCUACUCUUCCAAGUCUUCAUGAGCACAAAGCAGAUGCCGGAGGAGGUUGCUUCCUUCUGGAGGGGGUGCCAGGAGAAAAGCAGCCUUACCAGGAACCCCAACAGGUUUGCAGUACAGACUGUGAGGGCACUGCUUCGCCGUCUGCAGCGUGUAAAUUUGGUGAUGGCAAUGGAACGGAAACGUGGCUGGGACACGCUCCUCAGUGCUGACACCCACCACUAUGCAGUGGGUUUGUUGGCCAGGGAGAUGCGCCGUACCUCGAGCCCCUUGUGUUCCCCAGUUGCCCUCUGCCUGUUGGGGGUGCUCAUCAGGGAGAAGCCCCGCUGGGAGGUUCCUGCCAUGGCCUUCCUUGUGGAGGUCCUCGACUACCUGGACAUGAUUGAAUGUGGUGAUGGAAUCCUGCAGAUCCUUUCAAGAGACCUGGCUAACGAAUGCAAAGAGAGGCGUCGCCUGGCGAUCAGAGGCUUUGUAAUGCUGAGCAAGGAUCCCAUGAUGGCCAGGAGAAUGUGCAGCCUCUCUGGAAGUUUAGUGCAGCUCCUGUGGGACGCAGAUGUAGAGGUGGUUGAGCUGGCCUUGCCAAUAUUCCUGAAUAUGCUGCGGAAGAAAGACAUCAUAACCUCCAGCCCCACCGCUCUGAAGCUGGCUGAGGCUCUCCGGCCACUCUUUGACAGUGAUAACAGCCAUGUGCAGGCCCUCUCCAUUCGCCUGUUCCAAGAGGUGAUGAAGUCAGUAGUGGAUGUGGGAAAGAAGCCCUUGAAGAUACAUGUGAUCCAGAACCUGCUCCCACUCUUCCUCUACUGGCAUGAUGAGAACCAGCGAAGUGGCAGAGCCUCUCGGGAAGCGCUGCUUUGUGUAGCCAAAUUUCUGAAGAGGAAGGAUCUCGAGCAGCUGCUGAAGACAGAGCAACCAUUGAAAUUUGGCGAGUGCCUGCUGGAAAAGGACCGCAGCCGAGUGGCCAACUACCUACGCCAGGCCCUACCAUACCUGGAGAGCCCACAGGAGCCCCUGCGAGAGGCAGCCAUCAAGUUCAUGGGGAUGGCCGGAUGGUAUAUGCGGGGACGACCUGAAGAGCUGCAGGUCAUCUGCGAGGCCCUUCAAGCCAUGAGAAAAGACAACUUCCCCUCCUACACAAGUGUGAUGGUUCAAGCCCUGUUUGACCAAAGAGCUGAAGUAUUACUUUCAUCCUCUGCUUCAAGACAACUGGUGUCCCAAGAAGAGCACCAGACACCGCGCAGCAGGAGAUCAACUGGAGACCAGAGGAGAUCAUCUGUAGCUCCAAGCACUGAUACUGGGUCCAACUGAGCCUGCCAGGAAGACCUUGUGACUCCUGGCCUGUCCUUCCCUGUUGACCCUCCCUGCCUCCAUACCGCUUUGUCCCUUCAACCUUCAAAGUCAGCUUGUUCCCUUCUCCUGCUCCCAGCUCAUCCCUCCACUUCCCCUUGCCAUAAUAAACCGUUGGGUUUCUCCCUGC